This is a messenger RNA of Cynoglossus semilaevis (tongue sole), 291 nucleotides long. Its product is annotated as glutamate receptor ionotropic, NMDA 1-like. The record is from RefSeq and is a predicted model, not a curated record. NCBI's taxonomy places the organism in Eukaryota, Metazoa, Chordata, Actinopteri, Pleuronectiformes, Cynoglossidae. The transcript has 2 exons. The annotation marks the transcript as partial.
UUCCCACGAGAAUGGCUUCAUGGAGGAUUUGGACAAGACGUGGGUUCGAUACCAGGAGUGUGACUCGCGAAGCAACGCUCCCGCCACACUGACCUUUGAGAACAUGGCAGGUGUCUUCAUGUUGGUGGCUGGUGGUAUCGUCGCCGGGAUCUUCCUCAUCUUCAUCGAGAUCGCCUACAAACGUCACAAAGACGCUCGCAGGAAACAGAUGCAGCUCGCCUUCGCUGCCGUCAACGUGUGGAGGAAGAACCUUCAGGUAUCUGACUUUUUUUCUUUUUUAUUGUUAGUCUG